GGUCUAAGCAAACUCAUGCCCUAAUAUCGGGAUGUAAAGAGGAACAAAAAUUUAAAAAAAUCAGCAAACUCAUACCCUAAUAUCUUCUUCUUCUUCAUGGCUGCCCAAUCUCUAUCAGUACUCUCCAUCUCACCUUCAUCUUCCAGUUGCCGGUGCCGGAAUUCAUGCAAUUCUUCGUUUCGUCCGUCCAGUUUUACCACUUCAAUUACUUCUUUCACUGGAUUAAAUCUCUCAAUUCAACCGUUGAUUCGAACUUCCGGUAGAUAUGCCUCCUCCAUUGUCGCAACGGUUGCUUCUACUCCUACAACUCCGGCGCCAGAGAAGGCAACACCUGAAAGUUCAGCCAAAUGGUCGUUUAGAUUCAUAAAGUCGUUUGCGAUGGGUGAAUUGGAAGCUAGGAAGUUGAAGUAUAAUACCACUGGGACUGAAGCCCUGUUGAUGGGCAUAUUGGUUGAGGGAACUAGUUUGGCUGCAAAGUUACUAAGAGAAAGCGGUGUAACACUUUUCAAAGUGAGAGAAGAAACCGUAAAGUUACUUGGAAAAUCAGACAUGUAUAUUUUCAGCCCUGAGCAUCCCCCGUUGACUGAAGCAGCUCAGAAGGCCAUGGAUUGGGCAAUCAAUGAGAAACUAAAAUCAGGGGAAACCGGAGAAGUGACGACAUCCCAUUUGCUUCUGGGAAUUUGGGGACAGAAGGAAUCGGCUGGUCAUAAAAUAAUGGCAAUGCUUGGUUUUGAUGAUGAUAAAGCUAAAGAGCUUGCCAAAUCUAUGGACACGGAAAUCAUUUUGAGCUUCAAGAAGGGACUUUAAAGAACCGUAUACCGUUAUCCUGCUUCAUCCCUCUGUUUGAUGCUUCAACAUGAUGGAUUUACAGAGCCCAAAAUCUGCAAAUCAUAUACAGGAGGGCUCAAUGAUCUUGAACAUGACAAUGCCAUUGCUUUUCGUAGUGCAAUUUUAUUAGUUUGUAAUGUAAACCUUAUAAAAAUGGCUCAAAAUGAUGAUCAUUCAAUUGGUUAGAAUAAAAGCUUUUCCUUUUUAUUAA
Molecule: messenger RNA, 1039 nt
Organism: Helianthus annuus (common sunflower)
Lineage: Eukaryota; Viridiplantae; Streptophyta; Magnoliopsida; Asterales; Asteraceae
Product: ATP-dependent Clp protease ATP-binding subunit CLPT1, chloroplastic
Exons: 6
Coding region: 97-807 (236 amino acids)
Source: RefSeq, a predicted model, not a curated record